UAAAAGAUGAUUUUAAAUGUCCAAGUCAAUAUAUUAGUCCUGUAAGGUUCUACAGAGCCAAUUAAAACUAAUGUAUUACAGCUUUUGUGACUCUGAAGGAGCUUUGUCAAGUCUAAGAUAAUUACUCAAGUGAUGUGAUCUUGGCUCUGAGACCACAAAUGUUCAACAGAAAACCGAACAUGUUGCAGCUCCUGCAAGUUGCUGUGUUGUGGCUCUACCUUCUCCUUCCCUCGCUGCUCUGUGACAACCUGCGCUGCUACUACAGCCCAAUCCUGGAGAAGGACAAGAAAUUUGAGUUCAUUGUUACCGAGUGCCCUCCUGAUGAGCUGUGCUUUAAGGGCGAAGGUCGCUAUGGCAACUACAGCGCCCUGUCCGCCAGGGGCUGCAUGCCGAAGAGGGACUGCAGCCAGGUACACAAGAUCCGCAUCCGGGGAACCCUCUACACCAUGAGCUACGGCUGCUGUGAUUGGCCGUUCUGUAACUCCUGCAUCACCGCCAAACCCCUCUACGUCACAAUGACACUUGUGGCUGUAGCGGUGAUGGCCGGCAGCUUGUGACUGAAGACGCCUAUGUGAUGAGCAUCUUUAGGGCUUCAUGUCAAGGGGAAAUGUUUUUAUGGUUCAACAAGAGAACAGAGCAUCUCUGCAGCCUCAGCAUGGAGUAAUGCAGAGAGCCUGCAGCAGUCUGUGGUGAACGCCCAGUCUGAAGACACUGUGUGCACCAAGGUGAUGCCGGAGAUUUCAACAAUUCUUUUACAAUAUCUUAGCGACAAAAAUCUGUUUUUUAAUUUGUAUGAUUGCAUAUUUAAAUAAAUUAUAUUAAAUGCUCUUUUGAAUAUC
Cottoperca gobio is the source of this 839-nucleotide messenger RNA. It is a transcript of the gene bncr, whose product is annotated as bouncer. Gene Ontology annotation, cellular component: membrane. Gene Ontology annotation, biological process: sperm-egg recognition. The coding region runs from base 159 to 557 and encodes 132 amino acids. The record is from RefSeq and is a predicted model, not a curated record. NCBI's taxonomy places the organism in Eukaryota, Metazoa, Chordata, Actinopteri, Perciformes, Bovichtidae. The transcript is spliced from 2 exons.